UGUCCUUGCUAAAGGAUGCAUCGAUAAAAAUUAAUUUCUUUUAAAAAUGCAGAAGAGCUACUCAGGUACUCUACACCCUUGUAAAACAUUGCUGUAGUUGUUCUGUAUGUAUUUCCCAGUUGCACUACAGGCCAAGUUUGAAUUUCCAUUAAACAGCACCGUAUGCCAGGUUCACUGAGCCAUUGUCAUUCUCUUUAAAAACCUUGCUUGUAUUGCUGGUUUCCUUGGCAGUCCUUUCCUAUUUGGAGCAGAGAUCUCGAGGGAGGACUGCUUCCUGUCGAGGAGUGUGGGAACCGUUGGAGGCGGAGUACACCGUACACAGUCAACCACAGAUAUAGGACACAAACUUAGACCAGACGGCAGGCUGCACUCCACAACAUGAAUUUAAUUACAGCAUGCGAGGUCUGCGGAGUCCACAAUCUGCUGCUGUCUAUUCUUCCUCCCUUAUUAUUAGCUCAUGAAGACGUACUUAAAGAGAAACCGUUUUGCUUUGCCGUAAUGUAGAAGUGCUUUUUUAAUAAUUGGCUAUUUAGUGUUACCAUUAUUUUUUAAAGCUUUGUAGUGCAAUGAUACACAGACUUUUAACUGCUGGUUGCUUACAGUUUUAUAACCUUUAAUUAUGCAAUUUUUUUUUUUGUAGAAUCAUCUUUUUAAAGAAUAACAUUCCAUGUAAACCCAACAAGAACUGCAGCAACAGUCUGUAAAGCCUUGCUCUGAUAGCAAGAGCAGCAUAUUUUUAAAUAGAAAUCCUUGAAAAUGGAUUUGGGUGUGUUCAAGAUGCAACAGAUUGUUCCCUAGGGUGGUUGGAGACUAAGGCACUCCCUCGCUCUAAAUGUUUUAGGCAGAGCACUGUGCAGUGAACACGGUUUCCAAGCUGAUAUCUUGCAGGAAAAUCAAGGAUAAUCGCUACACUGGCUCACUUCUCUUGCAGCCUCUGGACUUGUUUUGUUUUGCACUGGGACCAUGCUGAAUCAGAAUAGUAAAAAUAGAUCCCAUCUGAUGCAGAGGCUGAAGGAAUCGCGGUCUCACGAGUCGUUGCUCAGCCCCAGCAGUGCAGUAGAAGCUCUAGAUCUCAGUAUGGAGGAGGAAGUCCUCAUCAAACCUGUGCACAGCAGCAUCCUGGGACAGGAUUUCUGCUUUGAGGUAACUACUUCAACAGGAAGCAAAUGCUUCUCAUGUCGGUCGGCUGCCGAGAGAGACAAAUGGAUGGAGAAUUUGAGACGUGCUGUGCAUCCCAACAAGGAUAACACCCGUCGAGUGGAAAACAUGCUGAAAUGUUGGAUUAUCGAAGCCAAGGAUUUGCCGGCAAAGAAAAAAUACUUCUGUGAACUUUGUCUGGAUGACACGUUAUACGCACGGACUACCUGCAAACUCAAAACGGACAAUGUUUUCUGGGGCGAACACUUUGAGUUCAACAACCUGCCCUCAGUUAAGAGCAUCACCGUGCAUCUUUACAAAGAAACGGACAAAAAGAAGAAGAAGGACAAAAAUAACUACGUAGGUCUGGUCAGUAUCCCUAUAGCGGCAGUCACCGGCCGGCAGUUUGUGGAAAAAUGGUAUUCCGUGAGCACACCGAAUCCCAAUAAAGGAAAGAGUCCAGGACCCAUGGUCCGAAUGAAAUCCCGAUAUCAGAGCAUGAGCAUCCUCCCCAUGGAGCUGUACAAGGAGUUCGCAGAGUAUAUUACUAACAAUUACAUGCUAAUGUGCUCAUUGCUGGAGCCAGCACUAAGUGUGAAGAACAAGGAGGAGAUGGCUUGUGCACUUGUCCAUAUCUUACAAAGCACAGGCAAGGCCAAGGACUUUCUGACAGAUCUGAUGAUGUCUGAGGUGGAUCGGUGUGGAGACAAUGAGCAUCUCAUAUUCCGUGAGAACACACUGGCUACUAAAGCUAUAGAGAAGUACCUGAAACUAGUGGGACAGAAGUACCUUCAGGAUGCUUUAGGUGAGUUCAUCAAAGCCCUGUAUGAGUCAGACGAGAACUGCGAGGUGGAUCCGUCUAAGUGCUCCUCCAGUGACCUGCAUGAGCACCAGAGCAACCUCAAGAUGUGCUGUGAGCUGGCUUUCUGCAAGAUCAUCAAUUCUUACUGCGUGUUUCCUCGGGAGCUCAAGGAAGUGUUUGCAUCCUGGAGGCAGGAGUGCAGUAACCGAGGACGACCGGACAUCAGUGAACGCCUGAUCAGCGCAUCUCUUUUCCUGCGCUUCCUGUGUCCUGCCAUCAUGUCGCCCUCACUCUUCAGCCUCAUGCAGGAAUAUCCAGAUGACCGCACCGCCCGGACACUUACACUUAUCGCCAAAGUGACACAAAACCUUGCCAACUUCACCAAGUUUGGCAGUAAGGAGGAGUACAUGUCCUUUAUGAACCAGUUUUUGGAGCACGAAUGGACCAACAUGCAGCGCUUCCUGCUGGAGAUCUCCAACCCAGAGACCAUCUCAAACACAGCAGGCUUCGAGGGUUACGUUGACCUGGGCCGUGAACUCUCCACUCUCCAUUCUCUCCUGUCAGAAGCCGUUUCACAACUCGAUCAGAGUACUGUCACUAAGCUGGGUCCUUUAGCACGGAUCCUGCGGGAUGUGAAUUCGGCCCUGACGAACCCCACCGGAGCCCCCAUGUCAUCUCCCACUGAGCGCGUGGGCUCCCCAACUCUACCCAGCAGCAGCCUGUCUACCGGUCUGCAGAAAAUGGUCAUGGACAGUGAGAUCACAGGGUUGGUGGAUUUCACUCGGCUGCCCUCACCAACCCCUGAAAACAAGGAUCUGUUUUUCGUAACGAAGAAUUCUGUGAUCCAGCCGUCGCCUGCCCGCAGCUCCAGUUACUCGGAGGCCAACGAGCCAGAUGUUCAGAUCCCCAACGGCAGCAAGAGCUUGUCAAUGGUGGACCUGCAGGACAGUCGUUCUCUGGAGAGUGCUCCCAACACCUCCUUCAGCGACCCCGUCAAUGACAGCCAGACCUCUGUGGGCCAGGGCACAGGAGUGUGGACCACCCGCACCGCUAAGGGCAACACGCCCAGCGGUCCGACCCUGAGGAGGGCAGGUCAGACCCCCACCACACCAAGCACAGAAACCGCCCCGGGGAGGUCCCAGCUGCUCGCCCCGCUCUCGUUCCAGAACCCUGUGUACCAGAUGGCCGCCGGAUUGCCCCGCGCGGUGGCCGAUUCGGGAUCUGAAUGCCAGAGCUCCAUCAGCUCCCAGAGUAACGCAGAGGAAGCAGCUACUGCGGGGUCAAAGCACCCAUUCCUGAGCCAGUCCAGCACAGGGGCCAGCGGCGGAGGGGGCAGCAGCGGGGACGAGUUCAUUCGGUGUUCUGGAGAGUUCACGCGCAGACAGCUGUCCCUCACGGAGCCCCAACACCAAGCCAACGUACCACGCCAGAACAGUGCGGGGCCGCAGCGCAGGAUAGACCAGCCUCCUCCAGCCGUCACAAGGGGCCGCACUCCACCCAACAUGCUCAACACCGCACCGUACCCCCGCCCCUCCAGUGGAAGUAUGAUGUCAUCAUCUCCCGAUUGGCCAAGCAGCGGCACCAGACUGAGGCAGCAGUCGUCGUCCUCCAAAGGGGACAGUCCAGAAUCCAAGCAGCGCACCCUACACAAACAAGCUCCAUCUCCUGUGAAUCCCAAUGCAUUGGACCGUACUGCUGCAUGGCUGCUGAAUAUGAAUGUGCAAUAUUUGGAGCAGGAGGGAAUUGACCCAGAUUCGAAACACCGGGAGGACUUUCCAAACAAGGAGGAUCUCACACCAACUGAAAAGUAUCAGCAGGAGAUUGCUGUCCUGCAGGAGAAGCUGCGUAUUUCUGCUAAGAAGCUGGAAGAGUAUGAAUCUCACAUGAAGAGCCAGGACGACCAAACCCAGAAGAUGCUCCUGGAGUACCAGGCUCGGCUUGAGGACACGGAGGAGCGAUUACGCAAGCAGCAGGAUGAGAAAGAGCACCAGAUGAAGAGCAUCAUCACCAGGUUGAUGUCAGUUGAAGAGGAGCUGAAGAAAGAUCACGCAGACAUGCAGGCAAUUGUAGACUCCAAACAGAAAAUCAUCGAAGCCCAGGAGAAGAGAAUCUCAUCCCUGGACGCCGCAAACGCCCGGCUAAUGAGCGCUCUGUCUCAGCUGAAGGAUCGUUACAGCAUGCAGACGAGGAACGGCAUCUCUCCCACCAACCCUACCAAGCUGCAGAUCACAGAAAACGGUGCUGCUUCUAGAGAGGGCAAAGACGACGACACACUUUAACCCCUCUGCUAUCAACGCCGUGGAUAGAAACGUCCUCAUACUGCUUGCUGUUGGCCAGUAUUAGACUCCGUAUCCAACAUCGUACCUGCAGUACAAUCGGUGUGUCCCCCCUACGAUGUCUUUCUUCCACUCUAUGCACUUUCUAUAGCAUUAGAAUGGACCCUUUAACCAAAACCUGCUUCUGUGGACUUGUUAUAAAGGCUAUUCAGAGCAGCAAGUACAAAGCGUAUAGCAUUCAGCACUUGAGUUGAUGUGUGAAGGGUACGUGGCUGGUUUUUUUACUUAAAGCUUGUGAUGUUUUCUGCUCUUCAGAUGCAGUUUGCAUCAAACGAGUAGCACGGCAAUAGUUGCAUCAACCCUGCUGCUGACAGACCCUUUGCAAACAGGCGAACCUGUUUUAGCGUCACUGAAUUUUAUUCAAAUCAGGUUUGUGGAGAAGAGUUUGAAGACUGUCAGUGUUUCUUUAUGUAUAAAUAUUCACAUCAUUUUAUUUGGGACAAUAAUUUUGGAAAAACUGCAAGGGCAAACCACUUUGUGUAUAAACAUCAUAUCAGACAUCUCCAUUUUUUUAGUAUUCUCUGUUUUCGCUAUUUUUUUAUUUUAUUUAUCAUACAAGCUCGAGAAAAAGUAUGCUCUGUUUAACUGUUUUUUGGAAUUGAUUUUUUAAUUUAUGUUUUUUUAAAUUAUGUUUAGUUAAUUUAUUUAUUCAACUACAUUUGUUGUUUUAACCCCAAAAUUAAGAGUACUUGUUGAAGUCUGAAUGCUGAGUGUGAACAGAACACAAGUUGAGCUCAUCUUUUCCCUAUUCCUAGUUGUGACGUGAUGUCACAACCCUGCAGGAACACACCUUUCCGCCACUGUAUUACUAUAUUAUUAAGCCCAAAUUCAGUAUACACCUUAUUAAUGAUGCAUACGUUGUACAGGCAGACAGAUGAACCUAGAAUAUAAACACAAUGUGCAAAGUUUCACAUAAAUUUUUUUUCCAUAGGAAUCCAUUAUAAAGGAAACACGCAUUGCAUUCUGGGAUCAUCUGCUUGCCUAUACAAAGUAUGAACAGUAUCAUCAAUAGGGUGUAUACUGUUUCUGAUAUUUUCAUAUCACUCUUUUAAUACAUUAAGGUACUUUAAGUGUUUUUCACAGUAAACAUUUUUGAAUGUCCCAAUGUUUUUGGGAAAUGGCCAAAACUUGCAUUUUUUUCCCCCACAUCUUUGAUUUAUUCUUUUGAGAGGUGAUCUAAAUAUUUGUGGCUUGGAAAUGAAUGAAAAAUUGACAGGCAUGCGCUGCAGUACCAUGGAUGUUUUGCCCUCCAGGUCUUCGAGCCAGUCAGGUGACUGAAAACUAUGAAUUGUGAUGUAUAUCCGGGUGAAAUGGCUUCUUGAACGAGAAAAAAUGUAGGACAGGAUUUGAUUUUGUUAAUGGGGAAUUGAGUGGAUUGUUGGAUUGUUUGCUAAUUGCUGUGAUCUCAUAUGAGAAGAGAAGAGAUGUCGUUGCAAGGGGAGAGCACAUGAGGACGCAUGAAUUAAAAUAAUUAUAAUAAUAAUGAAUAAUUUAUAGUUAACACUGCAAUAUUCCAUAAAAAAUGGUGACUUUACAUUUCUUUAAAGUUGAAGAUUUUUGGGGGGAUGUUACAGUACCACUGGUGUGAGGUUGAAGGAAGAACUGUGUUUACUUAAACAACUGAGAUGGAGAAACCUGUCUGAAAACAUUCAUUGUUUUCGCAGUUGCAGUUGGUUAGGCUAGUUUACUUUUAAGACUUAAGCUGAGGUCUCAUUAACCACUGUUAGGUAAAUUUUCACAGGCAAAAUCCAAUCAUUACAAAAGCAAUCAGUAAUUUCAUGUGUGGGCGAUAAAUUUCCCAGUUUGCAACGGGUUCAGGUUGAUCACGUGAAUUCGCCAACACUGACCAACAGAAAGCUGCUUGGUUUGAAAGUGACUUCUGUGUGAGUUAGGCUUCAUGUAUCACUACAUUAUUCAGAAUAACCAAAGGAGAUUUUUUGCCUGUGAACUUUUGCAGAAAUAACCUGUUUUAAUACAGAGAAAUUGAAAACAACAAACAAAACAUGUCUGGACUUCCUGUAACAGAAAUUUUGAAGGCAAUAGUAUGGCACAUUAAAACACUUUUUAAUUUCUUAAUAUGUUAUGUGAAAGUCAAAGGGCUGCUGUUUAUUGUCACUUAAUUUAAAGGAAGAGAACUGUUUCCUGUUUGGCAUGAUUAUAUAUCAAAAACCAUGUAAAAUCUCUACAGUGUUUUCUGCUUUACCUCUGCAUCUUUUGUAUGUAUGUUUCAGAGCUACGCUGACGGUUUUGCCACAUGUACAUACAUGAUCAGAAAACAUACCAAUAUAUGAGAAUUCAUUUGUGUUGAAGAAAAUGUUCAGUGCGAUUCAUGUACAAUUGCCUCUAGAAUUAUUAAAGUUUUAUUUAGGUAUUUCAAGGUUCUUACUUUAUUUGUUAGUUUACUGUACAGUCCAAGAAAAAUACUGUUGUUGAGAAAAAGAUAUAUUGUUUCACCUGUGUAAAGUUAAGUAAAUGCUAUGGACAGAAUGUAUAUAUCCAUGUAGAAUGCCAUUGUCAAGAUGGGUGCACUUCAGUGAGUGCCAUUCAAAAUAAAAGCUAAAUAUUUGUC
Molecule: messenger RNA, 6844 nt
Organism: Cyprinus carpio (common carp)
Lineage: Eukaryota; Metazoa; Chordata; Actinopteri; Cypriniformes; Cyprinidae
Gene: dab2ipa
Product: DAB2 interacting protein a
Biological process (GO): regulation of GTPase activity
Source: RefSeq, a predicted model, not a curated record